AUGCCUCCAGUCAGAAAUCGAAACCUCACCAACUCAACAGCCAACAAAACCAUCGCAGAACAAAUAAAUUCCGACUUCUAUGCCACCGAAUCAACACUCCGAGAACUACUCAAAUUCCUUCUCCGAGUUGAUCAUCACAAAUCCAUUAAGCUUCCAACAACGUUCAACCGGCAAAUUCUUCUCCACUAUCUUACGAGUCUUAUCAGACCGAGAGUGAACUUUUUAAACAUCACCGUUGUACGUACAAAACAAGUUAGUAAGAUGAACAUUAACGAGUUAGCACUGGCUAGUAUUCAAACUAGGGCCGAUCUUUUGGGGACCAAAAAAGGUUCGCCAGAAGAGAAAACUUUACUGCAAACACGUGCAAACCUUUACAACAAGUUGGAUAGAUUGCUGCAGAAACCUGUGCGAUCGAACCGGCCAACUGAGGUUAACUGGAUCCCUGAAACCUGGGUGGACGUGGGGUUUGGAGGAGUAGCUCAGGAUAUGCCCGACUUUGAUUAUGACGUUACUGUCGCCGAGAACAAUAGAGAGUGGGAGAGUGGAGCGCCUGGGUGGACGGCCGAGUCGUUUGAUGACGGCAGCUGGUUGAAACCAUCAGUACCGUACGAGAAUCUAAAACUGGAUUCCUUCAUGUUAAAGAAGCGAACGGCUCGCCAGCACUUGGCGUCAAAAUUCAUCGAAUAUCCGGAGCCUAUGAAUGGUAACGAAUCUGCCUGCUUUCGGCUCAAUGUCGGCAGAGCCAGGCGAUACUUUCAGCAAACACAGGCCUCAACAGAAAGGCCAACUACCCCAAAAGUCACUUAUAGAACGACAGAGGAAGUUUUGAUUUACUAUAAAGGUAAUCUUUCAAUGUUCAUCGAAGACGGCAACUACACCGACAGCCUGAACAACAGCAGUAGUAGAAGAAAAAAAAUAAAUAAAAAUAAUAAAAUUAAUAAUACAAAUAAUAAUAAUAAUAAUGGAAGUAUCUACGGUGCUAAUAAUAGUGGUGGUAGUGGUGAUGGUAAUUUUAGUAAUAGUGGUGGCAUCAAUUUUGGCGGCCGUGGUAGUGGUGGUGGUGGUGAUGAAUAUGAAGAGAAUUUAACUUUCGAUCCCAGUUUAACUAGCGAAGGGGAUGAGUGGAGGUUCUACACGAGGGUGCUAGCCAUUGCCGCCGCCAUAUCAAUCAUCGUUUGCAUACUCUUAGCUAUAGCUAAAAGUAAAAAUUUUAAAAAAAUUCAAUCCAGAAACCAGUACCAGCAGUUGAACAGUGAUGAACGCAAGAAUCUUGAAGAGAGGGAGAAGAAGAGAACGAGAGAUAAGAAUAUAAGAGAGGAUGCUAAAAAAAAAAAACUAGAAGAGCAAUUAGAGAGAAUGAGGCUGGAGAGAGACAGUGACGAAAUCGGGGAGAAAAUUAUGAGGGAUGAGAGAGAAAGAAGGAGACAAUUUUACGACAAGCUAGAAAAGAGAUACGUGGAUGGAACGCUAGCCGCGGAUAAAGGAAUGAAAAAAAAUGGCGGGAAAAUGGCUGAAAGUAGCAUGAAUGGGGAUGGGUAUCGAGCUAGCGGGGAAAUAUAUAACUCUUUUACGAAUACUCUCCUUGACUUUAGACUUCGACUUGCCAGCCUGACGUUCAGCCGAAAGUUAUUCAAUGAAUUUUAA
Helobdella robusta is the source of this 1644-nucleotide messenger RNA. RefSeq lists its product as hypothetical. Bases 1 to 1644 code for a protein of 547 amino acids. The record is from RefSeq and is a predicted model, not a curated record. Lineage: Eukaryota; Metazoa; Annelida; Clitellata; Rhynchobdellida; Glossiphoniidae. The transcript is spliced from 7 exons.